Scheffersomyces coipomensis is the source of this 714-nucleotide messenger RNA. RefSeq names its product Rho family GTPase (gene RHO3). Gene Ontology annotation, molecular function: protein kinase binding; GTP binding; GTPase activity. Bases 1 to 714 code for a protein of 237 amino acids. Gene Ontology annotation, biological process: small GTPase-mediated signal transduction. The transcript is spliced from 2 exons. The record is from RefSeq and is a predicted model, not a curated record. NCBI's taxonomy places the organism in Eukaryota, Fungi, Ascomycota, Pichiomycetes, Serinales, Debaryomycetaceae. Gene Ontology annotation, cellular component: cytosol.
AUGCCUCUUUGUGGUAGUACUCCUCAGAUAAUUCAAAGAAAAAUAGUCAUAUUGGGUGAUGGUGCCUGUGGGAAAACUUCAUUAUUAAAUGUGUUUACCACUGGGUAUUUUCCUCAAGUUUAUGAACCAACUGUAUUUGAAAAUUAUGUUCAUGAUAUAUUCAUCGAUAAUAAAUCAGUACAGUUAUCAUUAUGGGAUACAGCUGGUCAAGAAGAAUUUGAUCGUUUAAGAUCUCUUUCUUAUGCUGAUACUCAUUGUAUUAUGUUAUGUUUUUCCAUAGAUUCUCCUGAUUCCUUAGAAAAUGUCCAAUCCAAAUGGGUUGGAGAAAUCACUGAUCAUUGUGAAGGUGUUAAAUUAGUGUUAGUAGCUUUGAAAUGUGAUUUAAGAAGUCAUGAAGAUAGUGAUCUUGAUAUAGCGAAUAAUAACAUUAAUAAUAAUAAUAAUAAUCGUGAUGAAUAUAAUCCUUAUCAAUCAAGUUCAAAUCCUUAUCAACAAAAUAAUAAUAAUAGUCAUCAACCAAAAAGAUUAAUAACUUAUGAAGAAGGGUUAGCUGUAGCUAAAAGAAUCGGUGCAUUAAGAUAUUUAGAAUGUUCAGCUAAAAAGAAAAGAGGUGUAAAUGAAGCCUUUUCUGAAGCAGCAAGAUGCGCUCUUACUGCAAAACCAAAAGGUGCUAAUGAAAAUGAACCUGAAAAGAAAGGUUGUGUAAUAAUGUAA